AUGCCGUCGCCUGAGAAGAGGUCGUCUUCGGCGCCGCCCGACAACCGGCAAAACCCACGGUUGGAGGACAGGGGUAUAGCCUACCGGAGCUCAUCCGUCGACCGCAAGUCCUCUAAAUACAUGACAAUUGAAAUAAUCUUUUUGGACGAAUCGACAAAUGUCUACAAAAUUACGCACAAAUCUUUGGCCAAAUCACUGUUCAAUCAGGUCUGCGAGACACUGAAUCUCAUAGAAAUGGAUUAUUUCGGUAUUGAAUACGCGGACUCCAGUGGCACCAGGUAUUGGUUGGAUUUGGAGAAACCCAUUUGUCGUCAGUUGUCUCUGUCGACCAACAAUCCCGUCAUGUAUUUUGCGGUCAAAUUCUAUGCCCCCGACCCCUCCCGACUGGAGGACGAGCUGACGCGAUAUCUUUUCAGUUUACAAAUCAAAAAAGACUUAUCGGAGGGACUCCUCGUUUGUAAUGAGAAUACGGCGGCUCUCAUGGCUUCAUAUAUUAUACAAGCUGAAAUCGGAGACUUUAAUUCUGAUGAAUAUAUGGAUCACUUGUAUGUCUCGCGUUUUAAACUGAUUCCACUUCAAGAUGAAGAAUUUGAGUGGAGAGUUAUGGAAAACCAUAAAAAGCACUGUGGCCAAUCACCAGCAGAGGCUGACUAUAAUUUACUGGAAACGGGUCGACGCUGUGAAAUGUAUGGCAUUAAGUUAACUCCAGUGAAAGAUCAUGAAGGCGUUCCCCUGAACCUAUCGGUCGCUCAUUUGGGAGUAAUUGUGUUUCAAAAUCAGACAAAAGUGAACACAUUUUCUUGGGCUAAGAUUAGGAAACUAAGCUUUAAAAGGAAACGAUUUCUCAUUAAACUCCAUCAGGAGGAGUACUUUGGAGAUGUGGUUGAGUUUAUGUUUGAGGGCCGCAACGAAUGCAAGAACUUCUGGAAGAAGUGUAUCGAACAGCACUCCUUCUUCAGGUGUAUUGAAGUCAAGAGAACUCCCAAACAAAAGCCUAAAAUCUUUAGCCGCGGCUCGUCUUUCAGGUACAGUGGAAGAACCCAACAGCAGAUCAUGGAAUACGUGCGACAAAGUUGUGUUAAAAGACAGCCCUUCCAGAGGUCCAACAGUUUGAGGACUUCUAACACGAAUAACCAGAGAACUGAAGGAAUUGGCGGCUCAUCCAUAUCAGUGACACCUAUUCUGCCCAUCAGUUCGCCUCAAUUCUCGUCUUCCAAUGCCAUCAGUGAUGACGAGAGACCAAAGUCUGCUCAAGAGAAUAGCUCUCAAAAGUCGAAUUUGUUUCCGGAAACGCCUCCGAGUCCUUCAAUUGAGGAGCGAUCCCAUGACAGGGCGCCUACAGAUCUCAAUAAUAUGAAUCUCAAACAUAAUAAUCUAAACGAUUUGUCUGCCAAUAAUAUUUGCCAUGUGGUUCAAUCGAGCACCAGUUCCCCAUAUUCUCAUACCUCUCAAUCAUUUCCAUCAAAUGCUAAUCAAAUAAGAAUCGAAUCGACUCUCGAUAGAGACCACAGAAGAGCUAAACUUCGUUUGGAUAAAGAAUACUAUGUUUUCCGAGAGUUAGUUAUGUCGGAGAGAACCUAUAAAAAGGAUAUCGAACUCAUAAAUACAUGGUUUAAAGAGGAUGUGAGUAAAGAGACGACACGACCCGCAGAAAUGCUUUCUCUGCUAUUCUCUGCAACGGAACCACUGUUUGAAAUUCAUCACAAUUUUUUGCAACAAAUUGAACACAUUUUAGUCAUUUGGGAAGGGAAGUCUGCUCUUCAUUCUAACCGAACAAUUGGCGAUAUUUUAAAAGAUAUCAUUCAAUGGUUACCGUUAUACGAGAGACUCAUUGAAAGAUUGCCAUUCAUUCUCGAGAGAAUUAACGCCAGUUUCAGACACAACAAAGAUUUUGAACGCGUUUGUCGGGACUUUGAGGCUCGAAAAGGCUGUUAUUUGCCGUACACUUCAUUUAUUUUGAAGCCUGCCUUUCAUAUAACACAUUACUUGCAAAUAAUAGAAAAAUUGUCCAAAUUUCAUGUCAAUAAUAGUUCGGAAUUUGCCAAAUAUUUAUUUAUCAUCGAACAGUUGAAGCAAUUUAAUGCAGAAUAUUCUGUAACAUUGAAUUCUCUGAUAAAUUUAGUAAUUCUUAUAGAAUUACAAAGAGAUAUAACAGGAAUGGAUAAUAUAGUGCAAUCGGGUCGGAGGUUUGUUAGGGAGGGAUGUCUUCUGAAGCUCUCGAAGAAGGGUUACCAACAAAGGCUCUUCUUUCUGUUUUCCGAUAUAUUGAUAUACGCGAGUCGGUCGGCAUCAGUGCAGUUCCAGUUCAAAGUUCACGGACACCUCUCUCUGCAGCACAUUAUGGUUGAGCCCACAGAACCUAAAUUAGGGGUCAAUUAUUGUUUCACAAUAUAUGCCGGUGAACGGGCUCUUAUGGUUGCCGCCAACUCUGAAGAGGAACGCCGUAUUUGGUUAACAGAUUUGUCCGAAACAGCCAUUAAUUUGUCUCAUAUUAAUGGCAAUAAUGAAACGCUUCCAUUCAUACCAACCAUUAUCUCUUCGAACGAACUCUUGGAUAAAAUUGAUAACGCGUUGAGUCAGAAAUGGAUCCAAAAAUCUGAAAAUGUCACUCAAAUCGAAAACAUCGAUAAACUUCACUACAGAUCCAAUACAAUGGCUCACGUGUGUUGGCACAGGAAUUGCAGUAUAAGUGCCGCCGAUUAUGAACACGCGCUCACUAGCUGUUUGAGUGGAUAUCUACUCAGAAAAUUCAAGAACAGUAGCGGUUGGCAGAAGUUGUGGGUUGUGUUCACUCACUUUUGCCUAUUUUUCUACAAGUCUUGUCAGGACGACUUUCCUUUGGCUAGUCUUCCGGUCAUUGGAUACACAGCGAGUAUCCCAUCAGAAGCCGAUAAUAUGAAUAAGAGUUAUGUAUUUAAAUUGCAAUUCAAAACUCAUGUCUACUUCUUUCGCACGGAAAGUGAAUACACUUUCAGGCAAUGGAUUGAAGUGAUCAGGAACUCGACCAUCAAUUCAGACACAUCUCAACACUCGACGCAAUAAAUAUAUGCAAUACUGUACUCUAUUUAAUAAUGCAAAUCAUUUUACACUAUUUGCAAUACUCCACCCAUUUGUGCCCUUAUUUCUAUUCAUUCACACAUUCGUUAACUUAAUUAUACAUUAAUUUUCAAAUUUAUUAACGGUAUAACAAAUACCAAUUGAAUUCUUUUAUGCAUUAAUACUUGGAAUUUAGAAAUAAAUGGGAUUUUUCUACUUUAAAAUACUCUCAAAGUAAUUAUACAGAGUAUAAACGAGAGC
Oppiella nova is the source of this 3297-nucleotide messenger RNA. The record is from the annotation of a GenBank genome assembly. Lineage: Eukaryota; Metazoa; Arthropoda; Arachnida; Sarcoptiformes; Oppiidae.